GAAGCCGAGAGCGUGAGGUGAAAUAGGGAGACCGGCGUUGGAAAGGCGCAGGGGCUGAUGGGAAAUGUCAGAGUUUUAAAGCCAGGCUCUGGACGGAGGUAGCCUUGCAAGAUCUCCCACCCCUGCUGAUCCCUCUGCACCAGAUAUGGUGGUAGAGGUGUGCAGCUUCUUUGGAGUCUACCUUCUGUAUUGCACCAACCCCCGUUAUCAAGGUCGAGUUUAUGUUGGCUUCACUGUCAAUCCUGAACGACGAAUAGGUCAGCACAACGCUGGGAAGCGUCGUGGAGGGGCUUGGAAGACUAGUGGCCGUGGGCCUUGGGAGAUGGUGCUGAUAAUCCAUGGCUUCCCCUCUGAUGUGGCUGCCCUGCGGUUUGAAUGGGCUUGGCAACACCCGCAUGCAUCCCGCCGCCUUACUCACGUCACCCGCCGCACUUCACGGGAGCGCCAGUUUGACUUCCAUCUACGUGUCUUAGCCCACAUGCUCCGAACUGCCCCUUGGUGCCGCCUGCCCCUCACCAUACGUUGGCUCAAGCAGGAAUAUCACAAAGAUUUCCCUCCGGGCUUGGAACCUCCCUUACACAUGCCAGUGGCAUUUGGUCAAGUCCGUGCUGUUAGAGGAACCAGGGGGGUGAGACCAGAGCCCUCAGAAGAACUACCAGCGACUCCGAAACGUUGCAGUGUCUGUCUGAAAAGGUUCCAGGAGGGGGACGAGGACAUCCCCUUGCGCUGUUUCCACUCUGGGUGCUCCAUGGCUGCUCAUAUUAUUUGCCUGGCCGAAGCUUUCCUACAGAAAGAACCAGAUCAGUUCUUGCCCAUAGAAGGGCAAUGCCCCAGCUGUAAGAAUCUGGUGCUCUGGGGAGACCUGAUUCGCCACCAUAAGGGGUGCUAUGGAGAUCUAGAGGCUGACCCAACCUCCUCCCAGGAACACUGGGCCAGUGAGCUGAACUGUGAAGAAGUCAGCAAUAAAGUGGCUGAUAGUGACACCUCUCCUUCAAGACAGUGGAUGAUUACCCUGGAUUCUAGCAGUUGAAAUGACUUUUCCUUAAGCCCCAACUCCUCUUCCUGGAUGGCUGGCAGUCUCCUUCCCUCUCUUUCCAGCUGGACCUGGGCCUUUUAAACUUUUCACCCCAUAAUCAUGUUUCCAAAUGAGAAGACUAACUUAAUUUAAAGUGGACCAAUUAAAUAAAGAAA
Eublepharis macularius is the source of this 1191-nucleotide messenger RNA. RefSeq names its product SLX1 homolog A, structure-specific endonuclease subunit (gene SLX1A). Bases 146 to 1030 code for a protein of 294 amino acids. The record is from RefSeq and is a predicted model, not a curated record. The transcript is spliced from 7 exons. Gene Ontology annotation, molecular function: 5'-flap endonuclease activity; crossover junction DNA endonuclease activity. Gene Ontology annotation, biological process: double-strand break repair via homologous recombination. Gene Ontology annotation, cellular component: Slx1-Slx4 complex. NCBI's taxonomy places the organism in Eukaryota, Metazoa, Chordata, Lepidosauria, Squamata, Eublepharidae.